Aureobasidium namibiae CBS 147.97 is the source of this 3225-nucleotide messenger RNA. Its product is annotated as glycoside hydrolase family 65 protein. The transcript is spliced from 4 exons. Gene Ontology annotation, molecular function: alpha,alpha-trehalase activity; carbohydrate binding. Lineage: Eukaryota; Fungi; Ascomycota; Dothideomycetes; Dothideales; Saccotheciaceae. Gene Ontology annotation, cellular component: fungal-type cell wall. The record is from RefSeq and is a predicted model, not a curated record. Gene Ontology annotation, biological process: trehalose catabolic process. Bases 1 to 3225 code for a protein of 1074 amino acids.
AUGGCCAGUAUGCGAGCUUUGCUGCCUGGUCUACUGGCAAUUCUGCCUUACUGUUCGGCCCAGUAUGCCGACUUCUCCAUUCCAUCGACUUUUACUAAUUGGGACAAUGCACUCUGGGAAUUGAGCACAGAUAGCCUAAUCCAAGGUCAAUAUCAGUCGCGUGCUCCAAUGGGCAAUGGAUACAUCGGAUGCGGACUCGCUGCUGCCGGUCCUUUCUUCGAGGCAGAUGUCAACUUGACCGAUCCUAAUGGUGGUAACCUACCAAUCAACGGCUGGCCCUUGGAUAAUCCGAGGCAGACCUUCUGUACCGUUUCAGGUUUCUUCAACUCUCAGAAAAACACCACUAGAACCAACUUCCCAGAACUGCUUUUGAAGGGUGGAGAGAGUGUGAUUGCUGGUAUCCCCAACUGGCCGAACCUCAUUCUUGAAGUUGAGGGUGCCAUUCUGAAUGCGUCGGUGGACAGUUCCGCCAUUUCAGACUUCAGCUCUACCAGAUCCUUGAAGAAUGGACUACAGACAUGGAACUACACCUGGACUCCGAGCUCAAACUCCAGUUUGUCUGUGUCUUAUGAGAUGUUUAUGGACCGCUCUCAGCCCAACGUCGCUGCCGUCCGGCUUUCGGUUGUGUCUUCUUCUUCAAUCAAUGCUACUGUCACCGAUCUCAUCGACGGAAGAGGUGCUGUUCGAUCCGAUCCUCAUUCCUCAGGUACACUUGACAACUCUACCACGAUCUACUCUGCAGUGUCCCCACACUGGCUUGGAAACAUCACUGCCUGGAUAUUCUCGACUGUAGAGGGUCCAGGUCUUGAUGUGGCGUCUCGCACAAACGCUUCUUCCAGCUUCUACCUCCCUUCGAACGAUAGCACUAUCGGACAGUCUUGGAACAUAGAGCUGAAUGCUGGUGCUGCUGUCACCAUCACAAAAUACAUCGGUAUCGCGUCUUCUGACGGCUUCAGCGACCCACAGGCUGUUGCACAAGACGCAUCCUUGCAAGCCUCCCAAGCCGGCUUCGACAAGCUUUUCCAAGGCAGCGCACAAGCAUGGGCCGACCUUCUUACAGAUGAUAUGGUCGAUGACUACACCCUCCCCGAUGGCUCUCUUCCGGACGAUCAAGAUGUAGUCGAUAUGCAGAUCAUCUCGAAGGCAAACGCUCAUUAUCUGCUUCAAAAUCUUCUCCCCGAGGACGGAGGCGAUCUGAACCACUGGUCGAUCAGCGUGGGAGGUCUUGGCUCUGAUUCCUAUGCUGGGUUGGUGUUUUGGGAUGCCGAUAUCUUCAUGUCACCCGGAGUUUCUGUUUCACACCCCAAAUAUGCGGCUCAGAUCCCCAAAUAUCGUGUGAUGCUAUCACCGCAAGCAGCGAUCAACGCCGAGGAGAAUGAUUUCUCUAGCGAGGCUAUUAUCUACCCUUGGACGAGUGGCCGUUUCGGUAACUGUACUGGUACUGGACCUUGUGUUGACUACCAAUACCACUUGAACAGCGACAUCUUCCUGAACAACCUGCUCUAUUGGAGAGUCACUGGAGACGACAGCUGGUUCAAGGAUCAGGCCAUUCCCGUGAACGAUGCGAUUGUGCAGAUGUUCUCCGAACUGGUCAAGUACAACCAGACUGUCGAUGGAUACUCGAUUGCCAACCUAACUGAUCCAGAUGAAUAUGCUAAUCAGGUUCCCGAUGGCGCUUACACGCUUGCCUCAGUCGCAAAGAUCAUCGAGUGGACCCAGGGAUACUCUGAGGAAUUCUCAGUGAACGUCGAGUCCAACUGGUCAUUGAUUGCAGAAAAUGUUGCCUUGCCUUUUGCGCCGUCUGGAAUCUUGACAGAGUUUCUCGGAGCAAAUAACACGGCAGUAAUCAAGCAAGAUGAUGUUGACUUGAUCAACUACCCCUUGGAUUACAGCUCGGAGAACUACACUAGAGAAGAUAAGCUCACCUCGCUGGACUACUACGCGGUAAAGCAAUCUCCCGACGGACCUGCAAUGACUUACAGUCUUUACUCGAUCUCCGCAAACGCACUCUCCCCAUCUGGCUGUUCUUCAUUCACAUACGCAUUAAACGGAUUUAAAGCAUACACCCGUGCGCCUUGGUAUCAAUUUUCCGAGCAGCAGGUCGACAACUUCACCCUCAACGGCGGCACAAACCCGGCGUUCCCUUUUAUGACUGGAGCUGGCGGCUGGCAUCAGGUCGGCCCAAUGGGAUGGCUCGGUGCCCGAGUGGUAGAGGAUCAACUCAUCCUCCAGCCAGCUUUGCCACCUCAGAUCCCUUAUGUCAGCCUCCGCACCGUCAUCUUUGGCGGAGCAGGAAUCAAGGCCACCAUGAACUACACUCAUACCAAUCUGACUCGGAUGGACGUUUCCACCUAUCUGCCACCAAACAGCAGUGACAUCUACGGAAACCAGUCUAUGCCGAUCACCAUCGGCUUUUCCCUCGAAGAAGGCCGUAAUAUCAGCAUAGCACUUGGACAGACGGUGACGAUCGAGAAUCGUGUAUACUUUGACAAUCUGACCACACCCGGAAACCUCGUCCAAUGCUUGCCGGUCACUUCAGAAGGAGAAUAUCAACCAGGCCAGUUCCCUCUUGCAGCCGUUGAUGGAGCAGCCAGUACUCGUUGGCAACCUAGAAACCGCCAGCCUGCGAGUUUGACUGUCGAUAUGCAGAACGUGGACUAUCAGCCAUUGACCGGUGUAUCGUUUGAUUGGGGAAGCCGUCCACCAACGGCAGCCCGCGUGCUCGUCUACAACUCCACAAGCGGAUCAAACAGCAGUCUCACAGAUAUUCGGACGGCAGUAUUCUCUGAUAUCACUAUUUCAAUGCCGUACAAUGCUGCUACCAACGACAUUGUCCAGGAGUACACCGGUAAUAUGUCGUACUUCAGAUUCUCGACUCCAAUCUGGUCAGGACAGUAUGUUACACUCGAGAUCAGUGGCUGUCAAGCAACAGGAGACCAGCUGGGCGCUACAGUAGCCGAAUUCAAUCUGCUGGGCGCCAAUGGUACAAGUGUGGUUGGAAGCGGUGUUGGUACCAACGGAACGUCGUCGAACACGACUACAAGCAUUGUGACUCCGAGCUCAACAAGAGGAUCAGUAAGCUCACUGGCAACCGCAUCGAUCACGGCUACACGAACCCCAAGUUCUCCAUCGCUUCUUGCAUCGAACACAGGCUUCAAGUCCGUUGGUGGAUCGGGACUCUUGUGGCUACUUAGCGGCGUUGUGAUGGCGAUGGCCAUGCUGUAA